This is a messenger RNA of Brugia pahangi, 426 nucleotides long. The record is from the annotation of a GenBank genome assembly. Lineage: Eukaryota; Metazoa; Nematoda; Chromadorea; Rhabditida; Onchocercidae.
AUGGGACGGAUUGGAUGGGCUGUUUUGGGCGGCUAUGCAUUGGGCAGUGUGCGCGGUAUUCUGCCAGAAUUGCGGAAUCCUAAUACGAGGCAGUUGCCUCUUAAACCGUUUAUGACGCGUUUGAUGAAUUCCUCAGUGAAACACGGCAGUGGUUUUGCUCAUCCUGCUGGUUCUAUCGUAUUCAUAUUCUCUCUUGCUGAUAUGAUUUUUGGAAAAUUACGUGCGAAAGAUGACCUUAAUGCUGUUGCUGCUGGUGCAGUUACUGGAGGGCUGUUUCGAUGUGCACGUGGUUUACACGCUUCAAUGGUUGGAGCGGGUAUUGGGGUAUUUGCUGCUUUUAUUUGGUUGCUGAGUGAUCAAGAUAGCCGAAAUAGAUUAUGGGAAGUGCGAAAGCACUUGACCGGCAAACAAGAUUAUAGUUAUUGA